CUUUAUCGUUCUAAGAACCACAAACCAGUUUAUGGUUGUUGAUCUGAGGAUGGAGCCAAUGUCCUAGUCGGUAUAAAAGUUAAGCGUCUCACUGGACACUCGCACACUAAUCAGUCGGUCAGUGUCAAGGAAGUUGAACAAAAUCUUUAAAAAUGAAAUCCUGUAUUAUUUUCUGUCUGCUGGCGCUGGUGGCGGCCGCAGUGGCGCGCCCUAGCGAACAUUACACUGACAGAUUUGACAACGUCAACCUGGAUGAAAUCCUGGCCAACAGGCGACUGCUCGUUCCGUACGUGAAGUGCGCCUUGGACCAGGCCAAGUGCACUCCGGAUGGCAAGGAACUCAAAUCUCACAUCCGCGACGCUCUCGAGAACGGGUGCGCCAAAUGCACGGAGCCCCAGCGCGAGGGUACCCGCAAGGUGAUCGGUCACCUCAUCAACCACGAGCCGGACUACUGGAACCAGCUCACGGACAAGUAUGACAGAGACCGCAAGUUCACCAAACAGUACGAGACCGAGCUGAGGAAGUUCAGGCAUUAGGCCGUUUAGAAAAAUAUUGCGUAAAUUUAUUUGCUUUUUGCAAAACGGGAGGUUAUCUUGAAGAAUACAAUUUAGAACAUCAUGUAUUAUGAUCAUGUAUCAUCUAUUUUAGAAUUGGAAUAUCAUUUUGUAAGAUUGUUUUUACACCGAUAAGGAAAGCAUAUUAUAUAUAUCCAUGAAUACACACUAUAGCUUAAGUGAUUUGCAUGAUAAAAGCUAUAUGUAAAUUGCUUAAGCUAUUAUUUUAUAGAUUAUUCAUUGAUAUAUGAAUUAAUCAUAUAAAACACUAUAUUUUAUAUUCCAGCGUUUCUGCUAACUGUCGAAGUAGAUUUAGUUUUAUUUAAACUUUUCAGCACAAGUAGUGUAGGUAUCUGUGAUUUUCCCUUUAAAAAGCAAAAUCAGUGAAAUCUUACGAAGGAAACGGUCCUGGUGACUGGAAAGAAGACUGUCCUAAAACUUAACACGAUAUAGUAUAGUUGCAUAACCUUUGCAGUAUUUGUUUUAAAAUUGGAACGGCAAUGUUGCUGAACUAUGAUUUUGAUAUUCGGGAGUUUGAUAAAAUACAACACUAAAUUGUAUAACUGAGGUUUUAUUCUAAUAAACUUUUGUGAUAUUUUA
Molecule: messenger RNA, 1154 nt
Organism: Plodia interpunctella (Indianmeal moth)
Lineage: Eukaryota; Metazoa; Arthropoda; Insecta; Lepidoptera; Pyralidae
Product: allergen Tha p 1-like
Exons: 3
Coding region: 153-536 (127 amino acids)
Source: RefSeq, a predicted model, not a curated record